Messenger RNA from Symbiodinium sp. CCMP2592, 891 nucleotides. The record is from the annotation of a GenBank genome assembly. NCBI's taxonomy places the organism in Eukaryota, Dinophyceae, Suessiales, Symbiodiniaceae.
AUGCCCCCCCAGCACUGGUUACGUCGUGCAGCCGCCGGUGCUGCUGGGGUGGCCGCAGGUGCCUGCAUGUUGCGCUGGCGGCGGCCAUCCUUCGCCUGGGCAGCCGGCAGAGAGCCUAUCGCUCGCUUCGGCGUCGUCGCCGAUGUCCAGUAUGCCGACGUCGACGAUGCAUACAACUUCCGGCGGACCCAAAAGCGACGCUACCGCGGCGCACUGGAGGCGCUGCGCAUGGCCGUCGAGGACUGGAAGAAAGGUCCCCCCCUCGACUUCAUCGCCGAUCUGGGAGACAUCAUCGACCAGCAGUGCGAAACCAACCGCGACUCUAAGCGAGCCUUGGACCAAGUGCUGGAUGCCUUUCGUUCUGCGCCAGCGAAUGUGGUGCACCUCGUGGGCAACCACGAGCUGUACAAUUUCAACAGGGAUGAGCUGCGAACUUUGAUCCCCAACAUCUGGCCGUGGUACCGCUGCAUGCAGCUUGCACCUGGCUGGCGUGUGCUGAUUCUCGAUGCAUAUGAGAUUAACAUGAUCGAGAAGGACGCGGCCGAAACGGUAGAAGAGGGCAUCGAGUACCUGAGCAAGUACAACCCCAACGACCUGCGCGCGCCGCGGGGCACCGUCGACCUCGCAGCGGGCCUGCAAGGCUUGGAGAAGCGCUUUGUUCCUAUGGCAGGUGCGAUCAAGUCGGAGCAGCUGCAGUGGAUGCGCGAGGAGCUCGCUGCUGCGCGAAGAACCGGCGAUCAGACGAUUGUUCUGACGCAUCUUCCAUUCUAUCCCGCCUCAGCGGUCCCGGCGGCGCUGCUUUGGAACUACGACGAGCUCCUGGAUGUCUUGCGGGAAUUCCGUGGCUCUGUGCCAUUGGUCCUCGCAGGCCAUGGGAAACGGAGCAUAUAG